CCUUCAACUGCCGCUAAUUGGCUGGAACGUGAGUUGGCCAAUUUCGGGUUGCCAGUUGGGCGUCGCGGGUUUUGACGUUUAAAGCGACAAAAGGAGAUUUUUUUUUUUUCAUCAGUUUUGCUGUUUUCUUUUUUUUUUAAAUCGAUUUGCUUGUUUUCCCGCUGACUUGGGGAAAAAUUGAAGAGAAAUGGAGGCUUUAAGGAAUGUCUUCCGCUCUCCGUGGACCAGCGCCGAGAAGCUGCACGGCAAGACGGUGCUCAUCACCGGGGCCAACACCGGCAUCGGCUUGGAGGCGGCGGCCGACCUGGCCACGAGAGGCGCCCGGAUCAUCAUGGCGUGCCGCGACAUGGAGAAGGCUCAGGCGGCCAUCAAAGAGGUGAAGGAGCGCUCGCUCAACCAAAACGUGGUCUGCAUGAAACUGGACCUGUCCGACACCAAAUCCAUCCGAGAGUUCGCGCGGGCCGUCAAUGAAGGGGAGCCCGUACUGAACAUCCUGAUCAACAACGCGGGCGUCAUGGCGUGCCCGUACGGCAAAACGGCUGACGGCUUUGAGUUGCAGAUGGGCGUCAAUCAUUUGGGCCACUUCCUGUUGACUUUCCUCCUGCUGGACCUGUUGAAGCGCUCCAGUCCGGCGCGCGUGGUGACGGUGUCCUCCAUGGCUCACUCUUGGGGCUCCAUCAACUUGGACGACAUCAACAGCGAGCGCGCGUACGACAAGAACAAAGCGUACGCGCAGAGCAAGCUCGCUAACGUGCUGUUUACACGCGCGCUUGCCAAACGGACGCAAGGCACGGGCGUGACGGCCUACUCGCUGCACCCGGGCGUGGUCCAGACGGACUUGUGGCGCCACCUGAACGGGCCUCAGCGCUUCUUCGUCAAGUUGGCCAGCCCCUUCACCAAGACGUCGGCGCAGGGCGCCCGCACCACCGUCUACUGCGCCGUCGAGCCCUCGCUCGCCGACGUGAGCGGCGGCUAUUACAGCGACUGCGCGCCCGCAAACUGCUCGGCGGCGGGGAAGGACGACGAGCUGGCGCAGAAGUUGUGGGAGCUCAGCUGUCGGCUGCUCGACAUCACGUGGGAUUGACGUCGCUUUGCUAAUUUUUCAAACGCAGCUUUUGGUCAUUUUCCUGUCAGCUUUGUUCUGAACGUUUGGUUCUUCUGUAUCUGCUUGUGUUUCCACACCCGGAAAUAUGGACUUAAUAAAUAAUACAAAGACAAA
Messenger RNA from Syngnathoides biaculeatus (alligator pipefish), 1219 nucleotides. RefSeq names its product retinol dehydrogenase 12, like (gene rdh12l). The record is from RefSeq and is a predicted model, not a curated record. The transcript has 7 exons. Lineage: Eukaryota; Metazoa; Chordata; Actinopteri; Syngnathiformes; Syngnathidae. Bases 188 to 1084 code for a protein of 298 amino acids.